AUGCGCCCGACGUCCAGACUCCUUCAGUCCUGUCGGAUUACCUUCUUCAGCCGCCAGGGUUGCGGUCUAUGCACACAAGCUAGAUCUGUUCUUUCCGAUGUCUGGGACAAACGGCCGUUUGCCUUUAAAGAGGUUGAUAUUGUCAAGCCGGAGUCCCAGGGUUGGCGGGAUUUGUAUGACUUUGAUGUCCCGGUGAUUCACAUCGCCAAGGCUAGUUCGCCGGAUGAAAUCCCAAGUCUGUCCUCCAAGGCCGUCAAGUUGAUGCACCGCUUCACCGUCGAGGAAGUCAUGGCAAAGAUGGACUCGGUCGAGAAAUGA
Molecule: messenger RNA, 318 nt
Organism: Dichotomopilus funicola
Lineage: Eukaryota; Fungi; Ascomycota; Sordariomycetes; Sordariales; Chaetomiaceae
Exons: 2
Coding region: 1-318 (105 amino acids)
Source: RefSeq, a predicted model, not a curated record